Molecule: messenger RNA, 671 nt
Organism: Leptonychotes weddellii (Weddell seal)
Lineage: Eukaryota; Metazoa; Chordata; Mammalia; Carnivora; Phocidae
Source: RefSeq, a predicted model, not a curated record
AGGCCCACACCUCUGAAUCUCAUAUGCUUCCAUCCACUUCCCUGGCUCCUUUAGAGAACUACACCUCUGAAUCCCUUUUGGAGCCCUCCAUCUCUGAGAUACCUAUAGGAUACUCUGAGAUCCCUUUAGAAACCCUUAUCUCUGAGACCCUGUUGGAAACUCACAUCUUUAAGGUCCCAGAGAAACACCUUUCUUCUCCUACCUCAUCACAAGAUUAUGUCCCUGUAUCCUCCCCUGAUACUCUGAAGGAAGACCUCUCUAAGUAUUCUCCCAGUGAGGUCUCAUGGUCAAGGAGGUCCAUCCAGAUCUCUGAGUCUGAGAUCCUUCAAAAGCACUCCCUUUCAAGCCCUUCAGCCCCAGUCCACCUGGACACAUCUGCAAAGGAAAAGGAAGAGGAAGGAGAAGACAAAGAGCGGGUGGAUGCCACGGACAGCACCGCAGCCAUGGCGCAGCCUGGACAACAGUGGAGCAAGACGAAGGAGAAAGGAGUUAGCCAUUACACAGUCCACCCAGUGGUCCCUGCCAAGCGAGCAGAGCUGGUGGAAGUGGCUAAGACAAUGCCCAGAGAGAAGUUUGGUGCUCAGGUGAAUUAUCUUUUCCAAUGGGAGAAGAAUGCAGCCCUAAGUACCAUCCAGACAGGUGAGCCCAGAAAGCCCUUCAGAAGCCUGUGA